UCCUUUUCCCUGCCUUAAAAUCGCUGUCCCGGAAAUAGCAAUUUCAGUUUCAAACAACACGACAGCUAGCUAUUCGCACAGGUGGGAGUUUUCACAAGAGAAUCGCUGUGUGAUCAUAUACUCAGGACGAAUGUGAUUCAUAUUCUGAUUGCAUUUUACGCCUGGCAGAUUCUGUUUUUCGUUUUGUUGCUCCAGCUUCUGCAAAUCGGACCUCUUUUUAGCUCGCGAUUAUUCUCUCAUUUGAUCCCGACGUCGCCGACAUAUUUAUUGCCUCUGAAGUUGCAUGGCGAAUCUGCAGUCCAGUGAGGGUCCAAGUGCGAGUGAUGUGUCUGAUCAAAGUUCCGAGUCAACUCUUCAGCUGAAUAUCAAGACCCUGGAUUCCAGGAUUUUCAGCUUCUAUGUUGAUAAGAAUAUUGUGAUCUCUGCAUUCAAGGAGAAAAUAGCUAGUGAAAUUGGUGUUCCCGUCGGGCAGCAGCGUCUCAUUUUCAGGGGCAAGGUCUUGAAAGAUGAUCACCUUCUUUCUGAAUAUAUUAUUACACUCAAUAAUCUUUACUGUGUCUACCUUAACAAAAUAACAUAUGUGGAAAAUGGGGACACAUUACAUUUAGUUGAAAGGCAGCAAUCUCCUGGCUCCAACAGCGGAGAAGCUACUUCAAGUGAUGGUAACAGAGGACAGGAUUCCAAUGCUGGUGGCCCACACAAUCAGAUUGGGCAAAUCGCCCCCAGUGUAGCAUUAGGGGCCUUAAAUGUUGGAGAUGCAGGGGAGGCUGUUAUACCGGAUCUAAGUCGGGUCAUUGGGGCAGUACUGAACUCAAUAAGCAUAGCCAACAUGCCAGGAGGCAUGCACCCUCGUCUUCUGAUUUCUCAUGGAAAUGAAACAGAAGGGUCACAGGUAAAUGCUGGCAGUCAAAGUCACCGUGAAAAUCAAUCUGUCCCCUGGCAAGCCUUACAUGGUCAAUCUGCAUCCUAUCCUGUGCAAACCACAAAUGGAUCAGCAAUUUCCAUCCCAUCGUUGGACAUGCCAAUUCCUGAUUCGCUGAACACGAUUUCCGACUUUAUGAACCGAAUGCAAUUGGCAUUUCCACAAAAUGGUAUAAAAUUAGUCCUCUCAAGUUUUGUUGUUGUGACAUAUCUAUCACCAAGUGCUAGUGGUGGUGCAGCCACCAGUGAAUUGCCUACAAAUUCAGGUGGUUAUCCGACUGUCGAGGCUCUAACCUGUGUUCUGCAACACGCGCAGCGUCUUCUUCAUGACCAUGCCAUUCCAGCAUUAUGUCGCACUGCAGGUCGUUUAGAGCAAGAGGGAGGUUCAAGUGAUCCUGCUGUAAGGGGCCAAGUUCAAACAGAAGCUGUGCAAUUAGGUGUUGCAAUGCAACAUUUAGGUGCACUUCUGCUAGAGUUGGGGAGGACAACUUUGACUCUACGCUUGGGACAAUCUCCUGGUGAGUCUUUUGUGAACGCUGGGCCUGCUGUUUAUAUAUCUUCAUCAGGGCCUAAUCCAAUUAUGGUUCAGCCUUUUCCUCUUCAAACUAGCUCUCUUUUUGGUGGUUCAUCUAGUGUCGAGCUGAAUCCUGUGGCUAUCAGUCCAGUGGGUGUUGGUAAUGUUCCAAGAAAUGUAAAUAUUCAUAUUCAUACUGGGGCAUCACUUGCGUCUAUUGUUUCAACAGCGGGCAACAGGGCACCAAAUGUAGAAGAAGUGCAAGGAGCACGAGUUGGUGGAACUGAAUCUGGUGAAAUCGGUGCCCCACUUAGAAGUCUAGCCACUAACUGGCAGAAUGAAGGCCAUGCAGAGUCAGAGUGUUCAGCCAACCAAGAGCAACUUGGCCGCAGUAGAGGAGAUGAUACAAGAAGUCACCAGAGGAGUUUGUCCAGCAGCAGGAUUGGUGAAAGUGAAACCAGUCAAACUUUACCUCAUGUCACUAUCAUGGAUGAUCAGAAGGCACAAACUGAACCUUCUAUCAGGUCUAAGAGCGAUCCUUAUAGCAGGCCAAUUACAUCUAAGCAUGUUGAAAGCCUCGAGGGGCUGUCAAGAUCCAAUCAAGGUAAUGAUAAUCUAGAUGGAUCUUCAGGCAUCCCUCUUGGGUUGGGACUGGGAGGCCUUCAGCCUAAGAGUCAAGAUAGGCAGCCUAGAGCACAAGCCAAGAAUAGUGAUGCUGCAAGUUCUAGCACUCAGAAGCAGAAACCUGGAUCAGUUGGAAAACAGGUUUUGCAAUCUCGGGCAUCACUUUCAACAAGGGGAGAUGCAAAUCCUCCAUAUUUGGGACGACCUUCAGACAUUGCCCGAGGAGCCACCGGGAGUGCUCCUACAGCAAAGCGAAAUGCUUAUGGCCAUGAUGAUGUAUCAGAUGCAAUGUCUCAAUUUCUGCAUAAUCCUUCCCUGGAUGAUCUAUUGGCUGGGGUUUCACAGCAAACUGGGGUUGGUUCCCCAGACAUGUUGAGAAAUAUGUUGCAACAAUUUACUCAAAAUCCUGCAAUGAGGGGUACGGUGAAUCAGCUUGCUCAGCAGAUUGACAGCCACGACCUCGGAAGCAUGUUUUCAGGUUUGGACAAUAGCGGCCAGGGUGGGGGUGUUGAUCUGUCUAGAAUGAUGCAACAAAUGAUGCCCAUAGUCUCCCAAGCUUUAGGAGAUAUAUCAUCUGUUUCUCAAUUAAAUCCUUCUUCAGGACCAGCGUUCCCAGGAAGUAGUUCAAGAAGAAAUUCAAGAACAACUAAUGACCACCCUCAGCAGAUUGAUCUUCGUCAAGUGGUUCAGAGGCUUGAAGACCAAUGCUCAUCUGAGGAGAUCUUUUGCUCUCUGGUUGACAGGGCAGCCCAACUUUCUUGUGGUGGUCGUGCGGAUGAACGCAUUGUAAACCAAUUGUGCAGUGGCCAGCUGUCAGAGGAGUUCAUGGAGAUGCUCCAUCAUGAUAUAUCCCAGAGACUUCAUGCUGAAAUGGGAUCCUAGGAGCAGUGUCCUUCCUGUAGCUUGACUUACAAUAUGUUUUUGUUUACUUCAAGUGGUCCAGUUAGCAGUACCACCGUUUUGUUUCACCCUUGCAAUAGGCCUGUACAUGGGUAAGUAAUAUCCUACCCAUAGGCCAUACCCUGACUAACAGGGUAGGAUGUUAUGAAAAGCAGACGGCCUUAAACUAUUUCAUGAGGUAGGAUUUAAACAUCAAUAAUUCCAACAGAUUACAAUCAAAUAUUAAUGCACGAUGUAGCUCAUUCUUGGAUUAGACUUCCCAAGUUCUUGCUGAUGA
This is a messenger RNA of Sesamum indicum (sesame), 3236 nucleotides long. The record is from RefSeq and is a predicted model, not a curated record. NCBI's taxonomy places the organism in Eukaryota, Viridiplantae, Streptophyta, Magnoliopsida, Lamiales, Pedaliaceae.